Molecule: messenger RNA, 621 nt
Organism: Mizuhopecten yessoensis (Yesso scallop)
Lineage: Eukaryota; Metazoa; Mollusca; Bivalvia; Pectinida; Pectinidae
Product: NADH dehydrogenase [ubiquinone] 1 alpha subcomplex subunit 13-like
Exons: 4
Coding region: 44-487 (147 amino acids)
Source: RefSeq, a predicted model, not a curated record
UAUCGCUGUCAGGAGUGGUCUCCCCUGUGACCUCAUCGGCAAUAUGGCUGCUUCCAUCAAGCAAGAAAUGCCACCGAAAGGUGGCUAUGGGCCAAUUGAUUGGAAACAGAGAAUACCAAGAGCAUUGUCAGGUACUCGCAUCUUGCUAGGUGCUACUGCAUUCUGGGGUUUAUGUGUGGCGAAGAAGCUUUACUUCAACGAGAUAUAUUUAUCUGAGAACAGAGAGAUGUCGGACUCUAGGACGGCCAUGUGGCCCUUUCUCCUUGCAGAAGAACAGAGGCUUGAAAUAAGAAGAUGGAGAGAAAAUCGGGACUAUGAGAAUGAACUUAUGAAGGAUGUGGAUGGUUGGGUUACUGGAACGUUCUUCGGAGAGAAGGUGUAUGUGGAUGACGAACGUUGCUAUAGUCCUUCAGGAAUCGAGUUUUACGCUCAUAACAAGGCUUCAACCUAUAAUCACCAUUUCUACAAAAGGUUACAAAGAUUUUAGAUGUGUGGUAUUGUGUACUGAUUGAUUAAAGACUAAGUUUUGAAACUCAACAUUAUAAUCUGAAGACACUAGAAAAAGAAAUAGUUUUGUGUCAAUUAUUUGAAUAAAUAAUACAAUGUAUUUAAAAAGUGAAA